Molecule: messenger RNA, 2349 nt
Organism: Dissoconium aciculare CBS 342.82
Lineage: Eukaryota; Fungi; Ascomycota; Dothideomycetes; Mycosphaerellales; Dissoconiaceae
Product: glycosyltransferase family 2 protein
Exons: 1
Coding region: 431-2014 (527 amino acids)
Source: RefSeq, a predicted model, not a curated record
CCUUCGUUGCUCAACCUGGACGCAUCGGAGCACGCAUCUGGCCGCGCUCGGUACAUGUGCUGGCCACGAACAUCCGUGGCGACGGUGAAGCUAUGUUGAUACAUAUAACGGCCGCCGUCAUGGCUUUCAUGAAAGGGCCUCGAGGACAUAGAAACAUCAAGGACUUCCCCAGUCGUUCAUCAAUCGAGGUGCAGCAGCAAUUUCCCAUUGUCACCGUCGCUGUCGUUGAUUCUGUGAUUGAUCUCUUCUCAUCACCAUCGAUCCAACAAAGUCCUUCCUUCCUUCCUGCUCGGCAGCUCAUCGUCCUUCGCUUGGCGAACUCCUUCUCGUAGUGUCCUUUGACCUACUUGUCGGCAUCGUCGUCGUUGACGCCUGUCGUUCCCUUCCACCACGCUCACUCGACCAGUCGAUCCUCGACGUCUAUAUCACCAUGUCGUCCUCAAAAGAUUUCGAGAAGAGUGGAUACUCCACCGACAUCACUCCUCUGCCCAGUCACCACGCUCCUUCAAAUUCUUCCGUAUCCGGCUCAACGAUGUCACCCAAGAAAUCGAGUGUUACCAGCUUGACGUCCAAGAUGGUCCGCAGCGUGCGAGGCUACAUCAUGGCCGCUUCAGACUGGUUGCUGGAAUGGACGCCCUUCAUCCUGGUGACGACCUACUUCAUUGUCAGCACAGCGAUCUUCGUGCUAUGCAACGCCCAGACGAUCAAGGUCUUCUACUUCUUCUACAUGUGCACCAACUUCUACAUCGCAGCCACCUGUGUGAUCGAAUCUUUCAUGGGAAUGACUCCCGUUCGGGAAGCCCGUAAACUUGCUAUUGAGGUCGACAAGAAGGGCGGCAAGUUCCCCAGCGACUUCAACGGCACAGCCAAAGACCUCCCCAUCAUGGACAUUGUGAUUGUUGCGUACCUUCCCAACGAAAAGGACAUUAUCCGCAACCAGGUCCUUUACGCUCUUGAGGAGUUGAUCUACCCCGACAACAAGCUCCGCAUCAACCUGGUCUACAACACCCCCAAGGCCAUCGAACCUCUGGAGAGCGAGCUGGCGCUCAUGCCUGAACAGUACAAGAACCUCCGUGUCAUCAAGGUCCCCGGCUCCAAAUCCAAGGCCGACAACCUGAACUACUUCUUCAACAUCGAGUCCGACGCCGAGGUGAUUGCCAUCUUCGACAGUGACCACUGCCCUCACCCGUACAAUCCUCGCUGGGCCGCCGAGCGCUUCCUCGCGGACAAGACCGUUGACAUCGUCCAAGGCCGCUGCAUCGUCUACAACACCAACGAGGGAUUCUACCCCAAGAUGAUUGCCGUCGAGUUCGACAAGAUCUACGCCAUCUCUCACCCUGGUCGUCAGCGAAUGUUCGGAUUCGGUCUCUUCUGUGGUAGCAACGGAUACUGGAAGGCGGACCUCCUCCGAGGCCACAAGAUGCACGGAGAAAUGCUUUGCGAGGAUAUCGACUCUGCGCUCCGCGCCUACGGCGAGGGCAAGAAGGCUGUCCACGACAUGAAUGUCACCUCCUUCGAGAUGGCGCCCGUUUCCUUCGGUGCCUUCUGGAAACAGCGACUGCGGUGGGCGCAGGGCUGGACGCAAGCCUCGAUCGUUCACAUGCCUCUCGCCUGGACCAACCCUCCCGGCGGCAAACGCACCAUGAACGAGCGCUUCGGUGUCUUCUCCCUGCUGUUCGUCCGUGAGAUCUCCUACUACCUCGUCACCCAGCACACCUGCCUUGUGAUCAGCUUCAUCAUCACCAGCUGGCCGCACAACGUCCAGGAAUUCGUCAAGCUCAUCUUCUUCCGCUACCCCAUGGCCGAAUGGUUCUUCUUCGCCACCAUCGCCGCGCUCGCCAUGACCCUCUUCUUCACCGAGAAGGUCCGCUCCGAGUUCACCUCAUGGCGCUCCAUGACUGUCUUCUGCAUCAUCUACGUGCCUUACCUCGUCUUGAUGGCCGUCAUGGGUCUCUUCGCGCACGCACGUGAGAUUUGCAAGUACACCAAGUGGAACCCGACCGCGAGAAAAUAGACAUUCCCUCAUCGGAAGUACUAUCGUUUGCGCGUUCAAUUUGACAUGGGUUUAGCGACGGCGUUUUGGACGGAUCUUCAUUUUCUCAUCAAUAACCUUUUUCGUACUCUUCACAUUUCGUAAUCGUCGGCACAGUCGCCCGACGCCCGAGCACACGCCCGGAAGGAGUUUUCUCUCUGAUUCUACAUUUCAUGACAUGCAUUGCGCAUCGUCCCUGGGCCGGAAGCUCUCGCAGGCGCUUCCAUCAUUACGGCCUCACAUAGAUAUAUCCCGCAUUAGACAGGCAUACUUAACGAUUCUAUGAUUCUAUCAAAUUAUUCAUCAGACAUUUCCUG